AUGAAUAAAACUUUAAAUAUUUUUAAUUUUUUAAAAAAAAUUAAAUACAAUAAAUUUUUUAUACAAAAUAGAGUUAAUAAUCUUUAUAUUUCAAAAACCACUCUUUUAAAUUACAAUAGCAAAAUAAAUAUAUCAAAAAAUAACAUAGAUAAUAUACUCAGCUUAAGAUACUAUUCCUCAUAUAAUCAAAGAGGUUUAAAAAAGAAUGUUUAUAAAGAUAACAAUAAAAAAUCAAUCGGUAUAGAUUUUGACAGUGUUACUAGUUUAAUUUCUUCCAAUGUUGAUAAAAUAAUAAAAGGCAAAAUACUUCCAAAGGAUGUUUCCAUUGCAGUAAACAAAAUAAUAAAAUGCAAUGAAUGUGAUAUUAAUGUUAGAGACAGAAUGUUAUCUUGCCAGUUUCUUUUUUUUUCACAAUCAUUACUUAAUAAUAAUAAUCCAAGAGGUCUAGAUAAAGAUAUUUUAAAUAAGGUUUGGAAAUUAAUAGAUAUUAAGGAUAAAGAUUUUUAUGACGAUUGGGAUAAUAUUGGCUAUUAUUAUUGUCAAGUUCUAUCAAUAAAACUUUUUAUUCCAUUGGUUACUGGUGAAUACUUUAAUACAACAUAUAAUUCCAUAGAUAGUUCAAUGGAUGCACUUAUAAGUUGUGUAAAGCAUAAAGAAUUCGAACCAAACGGGUUUUCAGAUUUUACAAGAUAUUCAUUUGAUAUUUCAUUGGCUUUGGACUCUGAAUCAAUUUAUAAAAUUAUAACAAAGCAAAUCUCUCACUCUAUAUUGAAUGACCCUUUUUAUGAAAUAGAUCAAAAAGAAUAUUCUCCAAUCAAUGAAAAGUUUUUUUUCAUAUUCAAAAAGUAUCAAUUUAAGCAAUUUGGACUAAAGCACACAAAUUUCGAAAACAUUAACACAGAAAAAGAAGAGUUUGAUAUUAAAAAAGACAACUAUAUAUUAACGAGUAAGGCUUUAGAAACUAUCCAACAGGUUAAUGAAAAUGGUUUUAGAACUUAUGGAAAUGACGGUACUCAGAUGAUAUUUUUAGGAAGAGCAGUUAAAUUAAUUCUUCCAGAUGGAAUGGUAUAUGGUGGAAUAGUUAGUUUAGAUUUCAAGAAGAUUCAUCUUUAUGGAAUUUCAGUUUCAUUAAAAGGAGAAAUAAUAGAAGGACAAUUUAAUCUUAAUGUUCAAAUCAGUGAUGACAAUAAAACGAUUGGUCUUGAAGGAGUCCAUAGAUCAGUUUAUAUAUCAAAUAAUAACCAAAAAAUAUUGGUAGAUAAUAAUUUCUUUGCUAAAAUGGAAAUAAAAAAAUAA
Molecule: messenger RNA, 1296 nt
Organism: Dictyostelium purpureum
Lineage: Eukaryota; Evosea; Eumycetozoa; Dictyosteliales; Dictyosteliaceae
Exons: 4
Coding region: 1-1296 (431 amino acids)
Source: RefSeq, a predicted model, not a curated record